GGUACGCGCACGCGCAGUACCCGCGGGCUGCGCCGCCGUCCCUUCUGUGCCUUGGGUUUACAUCCGGGUCUUUGGGCUUCACGCUCCGCACGCCGGUUGGGGUCGCUCGGGGUUGCUGGGUUCUUGUUAUUUCCGCUGUUCCAACAUCGGAAGUGUUGUUGGGUCGGCAGGUUUGAAUUCUUGUCCUGGAACCUGUGCAUCACCAUAAUGAGGCUUGUAAUUCUUGAUAACUAUGACUUGGCUAGUGAAUGGGCAGCCAAAUACAUCUGUAAUCGCAUCAUUCAGUUCAAACCUGGACAGGACAGAUACUUUACAUUGGGCUUACCAACAGGGAGUACACCUUUAGGAUGUUAUAAAAAACUAAUAGAAUAUCACAAAAAUGGAGACCUUUCUUUUAAAUAUGUGAAGACCUUUAACAUGGAUGAAUAUGUAGGACUUCCCAGAAAUCAUCCUGAAAGCUACCAUUCUUAUAUGUGGAAUAACUUUUUUAAGCAUAUUGAUAUAGAUCCUAAGAAUGCUCAUAUCCUUGAUGGGAAUGCUGCAGAUUUACAAGCAGAAUGUGAUGCUUUUGAAAAGAAAAUAAAAGAAGCCGGAGGAAUUGACCUUUUUGUUGGAGGAAUUGGUCCAGAUGGUCAUAUCGCUUUCAAUGAGCCAGGAUCCAGUUUAGUAUCAAGGACAAGAUUAAAGACUCUAGCAAUGGACACCAUUUUGGCAAAUGCUAAAUAUUUUGAUGGAGAUUUGUCGAAGGUGCCAACUAUGGCUCUAACAGUUGGUGUGGGGACAGUGAUGGAUGCAAGAGAAGUAAUGAUCCUCAUAACAGGUGCACACAAGGCAUUUGCUCUCUACAAAGCGAUAGAAGAAGGAGUAAAUCACAUGUGGACUGUUUCUGCUUUUCAGCAGCAUCCUCGAACUAUUUUUGUGUGUGACGAAGAUGCUACUUUAGAAUUAAGAGUUAAAACUGUGAAAUACUUUAAAGGUUUAAUGCAUGUGCACAAUAAACUUGUGGAUCCACUAUACAGUAUGAAAGAAGGAAAUUGAAGGAGAUUGGAGCAAAUUCUACUUGAAUGAACAGAACACUUUUAUAAGUCGUAGAUGAAUUUUCAGCUAUGCAAUAUGAUAAAACAUGGGGAUUUUUUGAAGACUGUCCUUUUUGAAGUCCAAUAUCUAUAUGUUAAACAUUCCAGAUUUAGAAUGUGUCCAUUUUAUACUAAGGUUUAGAAGUAGUUGGCUGUCAAAAAUAGCUGUUUAUUAUAAAGUACGGAAGCCACACAGCCACUCUGUAAAACAUCACAGAAAUGAAAUGUCUGUUUAAAAAUUUCAAGUCAUUUUAAAUAUGAAGAAUCUAUACAUCAAAUAUUAUUCAUAUGAAUCUGGUGGCAUUCUCAGAGUUUUAUUUUUUAAUCACAUAAAGACACUCCAAGCCUUUGAGGUAUCAUUGCAAACCUUUACUUUUGGAAUGUAAUCUUUGUAUUUCCUGUGCAUUACACACAAGCUUUUCUGCACGUGGUUGCCUUAGUCAUCUUUCUGCAGUAGCCUUUGGACAUCAAAAGUCCUGCUAUAUAUUGUUGGAACAGAGAAUCUGAAGAGAUGCCAGUGCCUAAAAGUACAGUUUACGUCCUUUUGGAAAGUAUGUAUAAGUGCAUGAUUUUUGUGCACCACCUUCUAUAGCACUUUUUUACAAAUGUGCUCUUAUUUAAUGACUUGGGUUCAUGCUUUUAAUAUAAGUAUUUUGGCAAUUAUGAACUUUAUACCUAGCAACGCACUUAAAGAAAUUCUUUUGAAGACAAUUUUCUGAUUAUUGUUAAAUUCAUAAAUGAUUAGCUUUAUUCCUGACUUACAUGUCUAAAAGGAUAACAUGAUGAAAUAUUUAUAAAGGAAUUACUGUAAACUUAAAAUUGCCAUUAACUUGCAUCAUUAAAUUGCAAAUAAAAGUAUAUUGUUUUCUAUCUUUAACUCAAAUAAAGCUUAUAAUAAAUAAAUGUUAUCUAAAUUU
Messenger RNA from Lutra lutra (Eurasian river otter), 1993 nucleotides. RefSeq names its product glucosamine-6-phosphate deaminase 2 (gene GNPDA2). Gene Ontology annotation, cellular component: cytoplasm. Bases 208 to 1038 code for a protein of 276 amino acids. Lineage: Eukaryota; Metazoa; Chordata; Mammalia; Carnivora; Mustelidae. The transcript is spliced from 7 exons. The record is from RefSeq and is a predicted model, not a curated record. Gene Ontology annotation, molecular function: identical protein binding; glucosamine-6-phosphate deaminase activity. Gene Ontology annotation, biological process: D-glucosamine catabolic process; carbohydrate metabolic process; N-acetylneuraminate catabolic process.